UCAGGAGUUUGCCUCUUCUACUUCAUUUCAUGGAGUGCAUAAUAUUGUUCAAACACAGAGCAAGACUCGCAAAGUGCUGUGGCUGUUAGUAGUCAUGGGCUGUCUUGCCAUCGUUAUGUGGCAAAUCUGCAGUCGCUUCAUCUACUACUUCAGCUGGCCAACCACAACUACAGUGGUAGUUCAGUAUGUGGAAAACGUCAAGUUCCCUGCUGUGACUUUUUGCAACUUGAACAGGUUUCAAGCUCAUGCAGUAAGCAACCUCAAAAUAAUUUUUUUAAUUUGGAAUAUUGUGUCUGGAGUUCUCCACAAAUUUGCUAUGGAAGAUAAAUAUGCUCAAGAGCUAAAUGAUUUCCUUCUUGGGAACCAGAACUUCAGCAUCAAAGAGUUUACAAGGAAAAAUGGGUUUUAUCUGAACAGCAGCACAUUGCUAGAAUGUGAGUUUUUUGGAAAGCCAUGUUACCCACAGGAUUUUGAACAUGUUUUCACUGAAUACGGGAACUGCUUUACUUUUAAUCGCAAUGAUCUUCCAGCAAGAAGAGUGAGUUUGUCUGGAAGAGGCUUACAUUUGCUUUUUGAUGUCCAACAGGAACAAUUCACUGAUGGACCUGCUCUUGGUUAUACUGAUGCUGGCAUAACUUUUGUUAUUCAUUCCCCUGAAGAGCUUCCACGCUUUGAUGGUUUAGGUUUAUUAACAUCGGUCGGCAUGCAUGCACAGGUCUCAAUCCGCCAGCUGAAGUCAAUUAUCCAAGAAUACCCAUGGGGAGAGUGCAAGCCUGAUAUAAAGCUUCAGUACCACAAGAUAUAUAGUACUAAUGGAUGUUUGCAGGAAUGCAAAGCCCGGUACAUACAGGACUGGUGUGGCUGUUUACCAUUCAUUCUUCCAGGAAAUGGAACAGAAUGUGAUUUGCUGAAGUUUUACAAUUGUGUUUAUCCAGCAAUCUAUGAUAUAGAGAUAAAAGGAUUAUGUACAAUAGGAACCCACAAUUCCACUUGCCCUGCCCCAUGUGAAGAAACGGAUUAUCCUACCACUGUCACCUACUCAAGCUUUGGAGGAGAAAAAGCCAUAAAAUAUUUUUCUGCAAAACUGAAGAAAAGCCCAGAAUACAUCAGGCAGAACCUUGUGCGUAUUGACAUUAAAUAUCAUGAUCUGAGCUACAAAAUAACACAGCAGCAAAAGGCCUUGACUAUAUCCGAGUUGCUUGCCGAUGUAGGUGGCCAGCUUGGAUUGUUUUGUGGUGCCAGUAUGAUUACAAUCAUAGAACUGCUCGAGUAUAUUUUUACUAACUUCUGCUGGAUGUGCAUCUUUCUUCUAUUGAAAGCUCCUGAAAUGCCUCAGUGGAACAAUCUUUCUCAGAAUCAACCAACACACAAGGAAAAAAAGGGAAUACAAGAAUGUUAGUGGCUUGUAGAAGCACAAAUGAAUUAUUUCUGCAACUUCCCUUCCUUUUUAAGAUACAAAACCAACAAUAAUAUUUUGCAUUGCUCCCUUCCCUGCACUCCUUAUUCUUCCUGUUUCUUUUGUUGCCUAGAACUAUUUAACUGUGCUACUUUAAAGAGUGAACUUUGGAAAGUCUCUCUUUCUUAUGUAAAGAAAAAUGUAAUCUUUACCCAAAAUUUUAUUUUAAAGAAUUACCAAUUCUUUUAAAUAGCAUAACAAGUGAUACUGACAUACGAUGCAAUUUAGAAUUUCUGACCCAGCUUUAUCUUCUGUAUUCUGAGUGAGGAGAAAUAACACACAUGCCAAAUUAACACACACGAGUUUCUUAACUGACAUAAAGGUGGAGAAUUUCUAUGCUGAAAAAGCAGAUUCCUUAUCAACGACAAUGUCUUUGCUCAUAGGUUACCACUGUUACAUGUUCCAAUAAAGGAUAUUGUAGCUUUGCCUAUCAGAAUUAGGAGUGUGCUUCUACAGCCUAUUAUCUGUUGCCUGAAAUGCAUUUAAAAAAAAAAAAAGAAAAAAUCUCAUGAGACUGCCAAGUACUAUAUAGAGAACUGUAGGGCAUCUGAGCGGAUGACAAGUGGGCAAACAUAGGCAAAGUUCUGCAUUUAAUGUCAUGAAAGAUGAUAGCAAAGACUAAAGGCUUCAUCUAAGUCUUACUAAAAAUCAGUGAGUAAGAAUUUUGUGGCUUUGGUGCUGAAACAGGCUUCCUGAACAUUUAUUCCUUUAGAAGUGUUCAGAAAAGCUCUGUGCUUUCCUACACCUGUGUGGGCCUAUGGAACAGUAGUGGCUUAGAGCCAUAUGGUUGUAGAAAAGACUUUGGUGAUUGAAUACAACUUCCAAAGAUGUGUAAUAGUGUAGUGCAUACAGACACUCUCCCCGCCCCAUGCACACUAAAGCUCAUAGAACAAGAGGUGUGCACUGGAGGGGGGUGUUGUGUUCUUUUUAAGUAUGUCUUAGUAAACAGCAUAAUCAUUUUAAAAUGUGAGAGUUAAUAGGAUAGGAUGAUUUCACUUUAUACAAUUAAAAUAUACAGUGUAUCUUUACUACAUUUUUUUUCUCUACAAUAGUUCUCUGAAUACAGUUCUGAACAAAUCCAUGCUUGCCCUUGGUAGUCAUGAUAGUCUCUUGCCAAAUUCUAUCUAUCAGAGCUUAUGAUGCUUUUGGAGCCUGGAUGGAAACCCUUUAGGAGAGGUAGAUGCAAAAGAGUCUUGUAAAAGAUGCACCCAAGACUAAUUUUAAGACUACAUGAUAAAGGAUUAUCCUGAUUUGAAGCAUUGGCUUCUAUUCAAUUAACUAUACAUGAUAGUAAUAGAUAACUGUUUAUCUGAAAACUUAGAGACAGUUGUCUAGACCUAAGAAUAGCACCAUGUCGACUUUGCUGAUCAAAACAUACCCACAUUAGAAAGUUUACGAAGGCUACAACAUUAUACCUUCUGAACCACUGCCCCCCCAAUAAGCGCCAGGGCUCUGCAACCCUCAAACUGCCCAGGAGCAUGUCUCUGUGCUCUUAAGUAACGUCAAUGCCGUGCCUGAAACUCCAGGUGAGCAAGCAGCCAUAGCCAUGCCCUAUAAUUCACACUAUUCUUCCAUACCACCUGCUCAAAUUCAGCGACUAAUAAUAAAUCAGUUUCUACAAAGGAAGUAGUAACUGUACUUAAUAAGCAGCCAAGUCCUUAAAGUUAGAUAUAAAGUAAUGAAAAGGCUACCAUAUGGCCAUCAUUAGCAACAGUUUCCCUUCAACAUAAACCCUAGGAUAUGCAAUUCAGGAAAUACAGGAAAUGUUUUUGCUUCAUCGAAAGAUGCCUUGAUUUUACUCCUCAGUAACAGCAGGCUUGAGAGACCUCAAGGUUAACUUAAAGAUUUUUUUUAUUGGUCAUCUCUGCUGGGACUUUCCCCCCCUCACUAUUACCAAGCACACGCACACUUGGAACAGCAGCCAUACAAAAAGGUCUAUCUCACCCCACUGUCCAAGGUGUGUAUUGGCCAAAGCAGAGGAAGAAUGGAAAGAAUGGAGCAAACAUACUGCAAUAUUUCUCUAAAGAUUUCUCCCAGCCUCAAACAGUUUGUAGCUGUGGAAUUCUUGAGCCAGAAGAAAUUCUAUUUUUGGAAGUAGGAAUCAGGUAUUAUCUGGCUUCUGGAUAAAAAGAAAAGCAGGGGAAAGAUUAAAUAUAGUAAUCUAGCACGUGUCAUAUUUCAGAGAUCAAAGUGUUUUGUAGCUAUCAAUCACAAUGAUGGGUUUUUUGGUUUGCUUCUACUAACAAGGAUUAAAUAAAAAUUAGUAUUGUAAGGACUAAACAAAAGAAAACGGAUAUUGUUUCUGCUGUGCUGAAAGUUCAAGUGCAAUAAAGCACAGAACAUGCUAAAGAAUCAGCAAAAAACCUCCACAGUUCUCACAGAGGGAAGGUACUUGCAUCUUUGCUUAGUUUAACAAAACUAAAAUGACUCUUGCUUACUCCGCUGUCUUCGGACAAGGACAGCUGAAAUCACUGCUUGGUUACAGAUUCUUCUAACACAUGUGGCAGAAGGAGCUCUGAAGAAAGCACGAAGGCUGGUGUUUUGCCCAAGGUCAAGUGACAGACUAAGAUGAGUUUUUUCAGCAAUGGCUUGUGAUGAGAUUAUAUAAGGAAAUUGAUUCCCCAGCAUAGCUAAAUAUAGCAACUGUGCUGUGCAGCAGAGCAGAAGUAAGGGUGCUUUUGUAUUUUGAUCUAUGUCUAUUAUUCUAUUAAGGCAACAGAAUUUUAAAGUUUUAAGAAAAUAUUUGUCUUACUGGAUAGGUAAAUCUAUUUAUAGAUCUAUAUCUAUAAGUGCAGCAGAAGCAAGGUAUUUUAACAGUUUGAUCAGAUCAUCUCCCAUUUUAGCAUUACUUCACUGCUUAUUUGUUUGCUUUUCUUUUUCACAAGUGCACGUCCAUGCUCCACGGACAGAUAUCAGCAAGCUUUUCUCAUGCUAAUUGUUUGAUUCUAAAAUGUUAAUCUUAACAACAAAACUAGUGACAUGAUUGGGAAAACCCCCUUGGGCUCCUUCCAACUCCUUGUCUGAUGCGUACAAAGAGAUGCAACACAGAAUUUUGUAGCUAGAAACACAUCAGCCUGAAGAUGACACCCUCCAACUGGCCCAAAGUAGUUAGUGUUGCACAACAAAUAAAAUAAAAACGGGACAUAUUUUAAAAUACA
Messenger RNA from Phalacrocorax carbo (great cormorant), 4614 nucleotides. The record is from RefSeq and is a predicted model, not a curated record. Lineage: Eukaryota; Metazoa; Chordata; Aves; Suliformes; Phalacrocoracidae.